Molecule: messenger RNA, 2235 nt
Organism: Scedosporium apiospermum
Lineage: Eukaryota; Fungi; Ascomycota; Sordariomycetes; Microascales; Microascaceae
Product: Glycogen [starch] synthase
Exons: 3
Coding region: 1-2235 (744 amino acids)
Biological process (GO): glycogen biosynthetic process
Cellular component (GO): cytoplasm
Molecular function (GO): alpha-1,4-glucan glucosyltransferase (UDP-glucose donor) activity
Source: RefSeq, a predicted model, not a curated record
AUGUCGUCUCCGACUCAUCAAAAUUCCGUUCGUGGCGACACGACUCGGGAUAUGCUCAAUCACCUCCUUUUCGAGGUUUCCACCGAAGUGGCAAACCGAGUGGGCGGUAUCUACUCUGUCAUCAAGUCCAAGGCUCCCGUUACCACUCUCGAAUAUGGCGACCGAUAUACGUUGAUUGGUCCUUUGAACAAGCGAUCUGCCGCCGUCGAGGUUGAAGAGAUAGAACCUACGAACCCCGAGAUCAAGGCCACUUUAGAUUCCAUGAGAGAACGCGGCGUGCACCUCGUCUACGGUCGUUGGCUCGUGGAGGGAGCUCCCCGCGUAAUUCUGAUCGACACUUCGACCGGUUACCAGUGGCUGAACGAGUGGAAGAGUGAUCUCUGGAACAGUGCUGGAAUUCCUUCUCCUCCCGAUGACCAUGAGACCAACGAAGCUAUCGUCUUCGGAUAUCUCGUGGCUUGGUUCCUCGGCGAGUUUGUGUGCCACGAAAAGAAGAAGGCUGUUAUCGCCCACUUCCACGAGUGGCUUGCCGGCGUUGCCCUGCCUUUGUGCAAGAAGCGAAAGAUUGAUGUCACCACCGUCUUCACCACCCACGCCACCAUUCUCGGCCGCUACCUUUGCGCCGGUUCCGCCGACUUUUACAAUCACCUUCAGUGGUUCGAUGUCGACCACGAGGCCGGCAAGCGCGGUAUCUACCACCGCUACUGCAUCGAGAGGGCAUCGGCGCAUUCGUGCGACGUCUUCACCACCGUUUCCCACAUCACGGCCUACGAGAGUGAGCACCUGCUCAAGCGGAAGCCCGACGGUGUGCUGCCCAACGGCCUCAACGUAACCAAGUUCGCCGCCGCCCACGAGUUCCAGAACCUCCAUCAAGCUUCUAAGGAAAAGAUUCAUGACUUUGUCCGAGGCCACUUCUACGGCCAUCUCGACUUUGACCUCGACAACACCCUCUACUUCUUCACUGCCGGCCGUUACGAGUUCCGGAACAAGGGCGUUGACAUGUUCAUCGAGUCUUUGGCCCGCCUCAACCACCGCCUAAAGUCCGCCGGAAGCACCGUCACAGUGGUCGCCUUCAUCAUCAUGCCCGCCCAGACGACGCAUCUCACCGCCGAGUCGCUCAAGGGCCAAGCCGUCAUCAAGUCUCUGCGGGAUGCUGUCAGCGUUAUAGAGCGCAACAUUGGCAAGCGUCUCUACGAGCGAGCCCUACGAUGGCAAGAAGGAGAUUCCCUACCCGAGGAGAAGGAUCUCCUCUCCAAUCAAGAAAAGGUUGACCUCCGAAGGCGCCUGUACAGCAUGAAGCGUCACAACCUCCCUCCCAUCGUCACCCACAACAUGGUCAAUGAUCACGAGGACCCCAUCCUCAACCAGCUCCGCCGCGUCAGGCUCUUCAACGACCGCUCCGACCGAGUCAAGGUGGUGUUCCACCCCGAAUUCCUCAACUCCUCCAACCCCGUCCUGCCCCUCGAUUACGACGAGUUCGUCCGCGGCACCCACAUGGGCGUCUUCCCGUCCUACUACGAACCCUGGGGUUACACCCCCGCCGAGUGUACCGUCAUGGGCGUGCCCAGCAUCACGACCAACCUCUCCGGCUUCGGUUGCUACAUGGAGGAGCUCCUCGAUUGCGGUCCCGAAUAUGGCAUUUUUAUCGUCGAUCGCCGCAUGAAGGGCGUCGACGAUUCCGUCAACCAGAUGACCGACUUCAUGUUCGAGUACUGCCUCAAGACUCGCCGCGAGCGCAUCAACCAGAGGAACCGAACCGAGAGGCUCAGCGACCUUCUCGACUGGAGGAGGAUGGGGCUCGAGUACAGCAAGGCCCGUCAGCUCGCCCUCAGGCGCGCGUACCCUGACGAGUUCCCCGAAGACGACACCCUCUGGGACUGGGUCCCCGGCGUCAAGCAGAAGAUUGGCCGUCCGUUCUCGGUUCCCGGAUCACCCGGUGCUCGGAAGGGUACGAUGACCCCUGGGGACUUUGCCAGUCUUCAGGAGGGCAAGGAGGGGUUGAGCACUGAGGAUUACAUUGCCUGGAAGCUCCAGUACGAGGUCCCCCCUCCUAAAGAGGCCAGCCUUGUUAAGGCCGACCCAUUAUUCGUACCGCCAAACAGUCUCACUAACACCCUUUCCAGGGAUGACCACGAGGAUGACUACGAAUGGAGCGUUGCGGUUCGACCGAAGCCCUCGGGUCCUGCGAGCCCGAUCGACACGCCGAAGGCCGUCGACGCAGAGAACGGAGAAUAG